GUGGUGGGGCGCAAGUGACAUUCAAAAUGUCAGUGCGUGAAAAAUUCUAGUGCUGCUCGUGAGUUUGGAAAGUGCAGAAAAAAUGGAAAAUUAGUGAGAGUGGAGGAAAAAUUAUGUGAUAAUGGUGUCUAUAAUUAAGAAUCAACUUCUCAAGCACCUAUCUCGAUACACCAAGAAUUUGUCAUCGGAUAAGAUAAAUUUGAGCACAUUUCGUGGCGAGGGCGAGCUCUCGAAUUUGCAGCUUGACGAGAAUGUUCUCACUGAAUUGCUGGAAUUGCCGUCGUGGCUGCGCCUCACAUCGGCCUGGUGCAAUCAUGUGGCUUUCCGAAUACACUGGACUAAGUUGAAGAGCGUCCCAAUAACUCUGAGUCUCGAUGAGGUGAACAUUUCCGUGGAGACGUGUGAAUUUGGGCGAACCGGUGGCGGUCCUGCGACACCUGGAUUGCAAGCUUUAACGGCGCCACAAGGAAAAUAUAGCUUUAUCCAUAAAGUCAUCGAUGGCAUCACAAUCAUCGUGAAUACCGUGAAUGUGAACUUCAAGAGUCCCGCAUUUACGGCAUCGGUGCAAAUGUCGCGAAUUCGCGUGGAGUCGAAGACGCCCAAGUGGUUGUUGGGUGAUUUGCGGGUGACUCGCCUCAAGGAUCCCACGCGCGGACUCUUGCUGAUCUUCAAGGAGUUAUCAUGGCAAACGGUGCGAAUUGAGGCGAGUUCGACGCAGGACGAGAGCUUGACGCCACUGAGAUUGCUGACAAAUCAGGCGAGUUGUCGGAUCACGAUAAAGAAGCGCCUCAGUGACUGCAAUGUCCUGAAUUGUCGUCUCGUCCUGAUUCUCGAUGAUCUGCUGUGGGUCCUCACGGAUUCGCAGCUGAAGGCGGCUCUGCACUUUGUCGACUCGCUGUCGGGCCUCAUCAAGACUUCGACGAAUGCCAAUCAGAAGACGAAGGCGCAGAAGAAGCUGGAAAUGCUGCCGGAAUAUCAGGCACAGAUUGCCCAGCAAUCCAGAUCCACUGACGCGACUGGAGCUCAAACGACUGCCCAGAAGUCUUUCAAUCUCUUCGACGUGCGCGAGACUUCGUAUCACUUCUUCAGCCAGAGAAUCGAUCUACAUCUGUGCGAUGAUCCUGGCGAUGGCCGAUCCUGCCAUCCGGACCUCAGCGAUGGUGGAGCUCUGCAGAUCUCCGUGCAGGGCUUCCAAGUGGACUACUAUCCGUAUCAUCUGGCGAAAGCGAGUCGCGUUCAUUGGCCAAAGUACAAAGAGGCUUCCACGCCAACAGCUCUAUGGCUUGAGCAGUCGCUAAACAAGUUCCGCGAGUCUCUAUUGGAUCUGUAUCAGCCAAACCGACCGUCGAGUCAUGCGCCGCUGGAGAGGACGUCAAACAGCCCACCGAGUCGCGAUAGUGUGACAAUGCAGGAGUCGCCAGUGAAGAAGCAGGUUCUGGACAAUCUAUCCAAAUUGAUGAGUGCGUGCGUUAUCCUGCGAAUUGAGGACUUCACGCUGUAUCGUGUGACGACGUCCGGGAAGAAGCAAAUGCCAAAGGAAUUCAUAUCAGCACAACAAAAGAGGAAAUUGAGAACAGGUGAUAAAGAUCGCUAUUCAUUCCCAACGGAAUUGUCAGCAGUUCACGCUGAGUUUACUUACUUCUACUAUCCAGGGGAUUUUGUGUUUCCAUUGCCUCCGUCCAAGAUAUUUGUUCACGUGAAUCCAGUACAAAUCCACUUUGAUGUGGACAGUUUGCUGUGGUUGAGUUCUUUUGGGCUGAACCUUCACAACAGCCUCAUGAGGACGUCCGUUGUGGACUCUAUCAAUGCCUCAUCACCGUCUGGCGUGAAUGAGCCAAGUCUCAUGUAUAUGGAUGUGAAGAUGGAGGCGAUCUUGCCGCGAAUUGUCUUCGAGUCUAGUGUUGAUGCUCCAUCGCAGCGAGAUCGUCCGAAGAUCAUGCAAGUUCAGAUCUCUAGAGCUUCAGUGACGAACAUCCGUGAAAUGGGCACAUCGCGGGCGGACUUGGCGCAAGCGUUGCACUCUCUGCAAGAGGGAAGUCUGGUCUUCUCAUCGGGAUUUCCGUCUAAGGAGGGAGAUUUGUGCAUAGUCACCGAUCGGAUACUGUCUCACGUGGCGGCGAGCGAUGUGACGCCAACUGGAGCUUCUCAGCCAGGAUCUCCGCAGUCGAACACAUCCGGAUCAAUUCUAUCUCGUCACGCUCUGUGGACAGAACCUCGAGAUGUGUGGUGUGUGAAAUUGGAUCCCAUUUGGAUAGAGUUCUAUGGCGCUCGAUCUGUGGGCGUGAAUAAGGCCAUUCCCUUCCUGGACGCCGUCCCAGUGACACUGUGGCUUCACGGGAAAUCACAGGCGGACACCAAAAUCCUCCCCUUCGACGCGGACACAACAGUGAGGAAUCACAGGAAGGUGCAGAAGGAGCCUGCCAUUCAAUCUCUAAGUGAUCUCCGGCAAUCCUCAACGGAUUGCGGAUCGUACUUAAUGCCAAACGUCCAGGAGGACUUCUACUCCUCACAGCAACACUCCAUCAAUCCCUUCCACCAGCAGCAGUCCUUCGACAGCACCUACAGCUCAACGCUGCGCUCGCAGAAUGCCGACUGUUCUGGCGAUGAGAAGUCGGCUGAUCUCCAUGUGAUUGCGCAUGUGUCGAAUUUGGUGAGCCUGCAAAUUGAUCACUAUCAAUUCCUGUUCAUUCUGCGACUCGCUGAAGAGAUCACAGAGCUCUCCACAUUCCUGUCGCUGGACACGAAGCGCAUAAUGGCGGAGAAGGCGACGACAAACUCCAUCAUUGUGGGAUGUGUGGUGCCUCAAGUGGAGGUGACGCUCGUGAUGCCGUCUCAGACGCCCGGGAAGGAGUCCACGGGCGGCGAUGGGGAGAGUGUUGUGCCGGAUUCAGCCAGUUUGGGCACAAACACCGCUUGGCCAUCGCUUGACCACACAAAGAGCAUGAAUCCUUUCAGUAGUGUCGAAUCUCCGUCGCCCACGGAACUUAUUGAGCCACAGGAUGGAUUUCAUCAUUCCAAUCCCAACACACAUGGCAGAUACAACGUGCAGAUUCAGAGUCAGCCGACGUCUAGUCAACCCAUUCCACCAUCGCCCAGUGCCAAGACUGAGUUGCUGAGCUCAAUGAAGGGCGGCAGGAAUCGCAAUUCGGUGAGCGACACGAGUUUCACCAAAGAGAUCAACACGGGAAUCUUGUCGAUUAAGAAGGGCUUCUCCAACAUGAUGACAUCAAUUGAUUCGGCACUCAAGGUGGGCACAGAUGAUGCCAGCGACACAUUCUCCAUUCACAGCGACUUGAGUUCAGACUCUGAGAACUACAUUAUGGUCGAGGGAACGGCAGAUUGCAUGGAUGUGAUGUUUAGACUAAAUCCUUUCGCCACGGAUAACAAUCUCAAGGCGUCGCCCGUUGAGAUGGCCAGUGAAGUGUGUGAAGAGCAAUCUGGGGCCUACAAGACGAACAUCUCGUCACCGUCAGAACCUUCAGAAGCGAGUAUUUGGCGAAGAAGAGAUCUCGUGUCAAUGGCCACAUUUCGGCUGACGACAGUGGAAAUCAUCCGACAGAAUCAGGGCUCCAACUCGUCGUUGCGUCUUCAAGUGGCGGCAGUUUCGUGCGAUGAAUGCGGAGCAAUUCCGUGGGAUGAAUUGCAGACUGGUCACCAAACGACAAAGACAAAGUUCGGCGCACGAUGUCGAGCAUGGAAUAUGGCUCCGUAUAAUCCAGAAUCGCCGCCGAGCAUUCAAGUGAGACUUGAGGAGGAAUUGAACACGCCUGAGGACAUUCAGAGUGGCAUCAAGGAUAAGAAGAACGUGUUGAGCUGGUUUACACACAAAGUGGACGUUCUGGUGAAGGAUCUCACGAUGCAGCUGUCCAUGAGCACAGUGAUUGGCUUGAAUGAUCUCUGUGAGGAUGAAGUAAUUCCUCGACCGCUUCCAAUGGAUAUUAUCGUAGAGAAUGUUCGACUGAACUUGAUAGAAGAUCGUCCACCGGUUAAUAUCACAUCACCUGGUCCGAUUCCCAUAAAUUUGGCCAUUGGCAAGAUGAAGAUUGAGCGGGAUAAGUCGGGAAUCUUCUACAUUCAGCCAGAAUCGAGUUACACACAUCGUGGCGAGGCGGAAAUGCCGCAAACGACUCGCAAGGAGAGAGAUAGGGAAGUGAUAUCGCUGCAGUUGAUUCUCCAGCAGCUCAAGAUGGACAAUGAGAGUCUGAAGAAGCAGCUGAAUUCGGCAGAAAAGACGUCAGAAUCGAACCAAAUGAGGGCAAGACAGGAGAAUGAAGUGCUGAAGACAUACUUGAAAGCUGCUCAGGAUGAUAUAACGACACUCUUGGAUGAAAAACGAACACUCCUUGACACAGUUAGAUCUCUACAGCAACAACUGACGCAAGCUGAAACAAAUAAGAAUGUAGGGAAUAGAUAGCACAACUGUAUGGACUGUAUACAAUGCUGUGGUGAGAAUAACAAUUCGUAAAUUUGGAAAAUUCAAAUGCCCAGAGAGAAACACAGGUAAAAAAAAAAAUUGUGAGGAAAACUAUUCAGUAUGACUCCCUCGACAUUAGUUGUUGCAGUUAAAACACACUAUAUAAUUAAUUUAGCAUCUUGACAUGAAAAUGGGAUGAUCAAAAUGAGUUUUACAACAUUAAUUUUCUCCACACAACUCACGUGCGUUUUCCACAGCAAUUAAAGCCUGUGUGUGUGUUUGUGAUUGUUAGCAUUUCUGCGGACUUUUCUCCAUCUGCAGUGGCAAAAAAAGGGGUAGAAAACGUGCAAGAAAAUGUGCAUUUGACGCAUUAUGAAGGCGCCUAAUGAGUGCAAUAUAUGUGGAAAGUUUCCCAGUUUUUUUUUAUUUUCCUGGCUUAAAUAUCUUCCGUAAAGUUUCAUGCUGUUGGGCAAUUUUGUGUUUGUGCCAUUCAAUUUCGCGGCAAAAUGCAAAUUUUAUGCUACAAAUAUAUGGCAAACACAAUGAGAACGAAUUAUGUUGUAAGGAUAAUUCGGGACGAAAUAGUGCAAAGAGGUAAAAAACAAUGCGAAACGAAGGUUAAAUGGGAGCAACAAGAAAACAUAAUGAGGGUGUAUUUAAUGUGAAGAAAAAAAAACCAAGCAGAGUAAAGUAUAUAUUGUUAUAAUUCCGUGAUCAAUUAAUUGACAUUCAAAAUAUCUCAAUUAUUAUUGACUUUUUGAUGUUCCACUUAUUGAAGAUAGAGAGAGAGGGAGAGAG
Molecule: messenger RNA, 5212 nt
Organism: Phlebotomus argentipes
Lineage: Eukaryota; Metazoa; Arthropoda; Insecta; Diptera; Psychodidae
Product: bridge-like lipid transfer protein family member 3B
Exons: 17
Coding region: 122-4414 (1430 amino acids)
Source: RefSeq, a predicted model, not a curated record